UUUCAUCAAUGGAAGCGAAGAAAAGAAGAAGGAGAAAUGAAGAAUCAGAGAAGCCAUGUUCACCGGUCGUCGUAUUUGCUCACGGGGCCGGUGCUCCCUCAUCUUCCGGCUGGAUGAUUCGGUGGAAGGAGAUGAUAAAGAAGACAUGACAAGUUGUCACAUUUGAUUACCCUUAUAUUGCUGGAGGGAAAAGAAAAGUUCCUCCAAAGGCAGAAAAACUGGUCAGUUUCCAUGUGGAUGUUGUCAAAGAAACCGCGGCUAGAUUCCCUGGUCAUCCUUUGAUAUUGGCUGGCAAAUCAAUGGGUUCGAGAGUAAGCUGUAUGGUAGCUGUGAGUGAAGACGUUACAGUUUCAGCUGUGAUAUGUUUGGGAUAUCCGCUUAAGGGCAUGAAUGGAGCAAUCAGAGAUGAGACCUUGUUGGAAAUGGGAGUCCCUGUGAUUUUUGUUCAGGGUAGCAAAGAUCCUUUGUGUCCUCUGGAUAAGCUCCAAGCUGUUUGCAGCAAUAUGAAAACUGUGACUGAGCUGCAUGUGAUCGAUGGCGGAGAUCACUCCUUGGAGAUUACGAAGAAGCACCUCGAAACAAAGGGUUUAACACAAGAUCAAGUUGAAGAUGUUGCUCUGCAAGCGAUUGCUGCUUUUGUCUCCAAAUCUCACUUGCUUGCUUGCUGAAAGAAAGCUCAUAUUAGUAAAAUAGGUAUUGUUUUGGUCAUCCUUGAUAUAUAGACUACAUUUGCUUGGCAUUUCUCUGUACAUUAGCUUCUUAAUUUCAACUCUCCUAAUUGGCUACUGCCAUCAGUUUAUA
Molecule: messenger RNA, 801 nt
Organism: Eutrema salsugineum
Lineage: Eukaryota; Viridiplantae; Streptophyta; Magnoliopsida; Brassicales; Brassicaceae
Product: KAT8 regulatory NSL complex subunit 3
Source: RefSeq, a predicted model, not a curated record